CUUUUCAGCCUUGGUGUACCGCUCUGACGGAAAAGGCCAUCCGCGGGGACGGGGGAGUGACGCCGCCGCGCGCCGGCCGCCGAACCCACGUCACCAUUAUCCACUCCACCGUCCCGCUCAGACUCGAUUCGCCUCCGCCGAUUAAACGCUCGACAACGACACGCGCCCUACUCCAUGUCGCGCGCGGCCACCAACUAACCAACCCACCCGCCUCUCCUCCUCCACGCGGCGUCGGCGCAGCAAGCCAAGCGAUGGAGCUCCGCGAGCUGGGGGGCACGGACCUCCGCGUCAGCGCUGUCGGCUUCGGCGCCUCCCCGCUCGGCCACGUCUUCGGCGACGUCCCGCGCGACGUCGCCCGCGCCGCCGUCCGCCGCGCGCUCGACCUCGGCGUCAACUUCUUCGACACCUCCCCGUACUACGGCGGUACGGUCUCGGAGUCGGUCCUCGGCGACUGCCUCCGCCACGCGGCCGUCCCGCGGGACCGCAUCGUCGUCGCCACCAAGUGCGGCCGCUACAAGGAAGGCUUCGACUUCAGCGCCGCCCGCGUGACCCGUAGCGUCGACGAGAGCCUGGCUCGCCUCGGGCUCGACUACGUCGACAUACUCCACUGCCACGACAUCGAGUUUACUAACCUCAACCAGAUUGUGAAUGAGACAAUCCCAGCGCUCCAGAAGAUCAAGGAAAGCGGGAAAGCACGGUUCAUCGGAAUCACCGGGCUGCCCCUGAACAUCUAUAAUUACGUGCUCGAUCGGGUGCCACUGGCCUCGGUGGAUGUGAUUUUGUCCUACUGCCACUACGGGAUCAAUGACACCUCCCUGGUGGAUCUGCUCCCCUACUUGAAGGGCAAGGGUGUUGGGGUCAUUAGCGCCUCACCACUUGCCAUGGGUCUUCUUACAGACAACGGGCCGCCAGAAUGGCACCCUGCGACGGCGGAGCUUAAGUCAGCAUGCAGGGCAGCAGUAGAUCACUGUAGAAAGAAGGGAAAGAGCAUUACGAAGCUAGCAAUGCAGUACAGUUUGAUGAAUAAUGAAAUUUCCACAGUUCUUGUCGGAAUGAGCUCGUCAGAACAGGUGGAGGAGAAUGUGGCUGCUGCAAUGGAAUUGUCAACUUCAGGCAUUGAUGAAGAACUUUUGCGUGAAGUUGAAGCAAUUCUUGAGCCUGUGAAGAACUUGACUUGGCCUAGUGGUAUCCAGCAGGCCUGAUGUCCGAUAGCAGCUGCCCGAUUGAAGCUCUUGUGAUGAUUGUAUCUCGGCUUGUUGAUUGGGUCAAUUGUGGGCAUCUACAGCUUUGCCUGCUGAUUGCAAUCCCGUAUAAUUAUUGAUGGCAAGCAAAUGAAGGGGAUUGUUAAGAUUUAAUGGGCGGGUCCUCUAGUAAUUUAGACAUGUCGAUCGUAGACAACAUGAACAAUAAAAGAUCAAUGGUGACCACUAAAUAAACCUUUCCCAUACGUCAGGGAUGGAUUGAUGCUUGUAUGAAUAAUUCAGUUGUCAAACAAGUAAAUUGCACACCAAUAAUUUGACAGUGCAAAACAUUGCUGAAUCCUGAGCCAUAUAUGAAUUAUUGCUCUCAUUAACCUUU
This is a messenger RNA of Phragmites australis (common reed), 1578 nucleotides long. RefSeq names its product L-galactose dehydrogenase-like. Gene Ontology annotation, biological process: L-ascorbic acid biosynthetic process. The transcript has 5 exons. NCBI's taxonomy places the organism in Eukaryota, Viridiplantae, Streptophyta, Magnoliopsida, Poales, Poaceae. Gene Ontology annotation, molecular function: L-galactose dehydrogenase activity. The coding region runs from base 252 to 1202 and encodes 316 amino acids. Gene Ontology annotation, cellular component: cytosol. The record is from RefSeq and is a predicted model, not a curated record.